This is a messenger RNA of Scleropages formosus (Asian bonytongue), 3318 nucleotides long. Its product is annotated as TRIO and F-actin-binding protein-like. NCBI's taxonomy places the organism in Eukaryota, Metazoa, Chordata, Actinopteri, Osteoglossiformes, Osteoglossidae. The record is from RefSeq and is a predicted model, not a curated record. Gene Ontology annotation, cellular component: actin cytoskeleton. The coding region runs from base 580 to 2226 and encodes 548 amino acids. Gene Ontology annotation, biological process: positive regulation of substrate adhesion-dependent cell spreading. The transcript has 12 exons. Gene Ontology annotation, molecular function: actin filament binding.
GGUAUGAGUGUCGGGGCUUGUGGUCGCAAUUUGAGGAACCCGUUUAGCUCCGAAAAAACGUGAUUUGACAAGAUAAGCAUAAAAGAAAAUUUUGGGGCGGCGUGUGUGAGGGAUUUGUUGAUCACGGGAUCGAAUGUUUAGCUCCUUAAACUGAAGCGUGAAGGUCGUGUCACUCACUUUUCUGAGCUGUCAUCUUCCCUCAGCGUGUUGCCUCAGUCUCAGUGUCUUCGGCGCUUUUAUCAGGCGAGAGUGAAACGCGCGCGCGGUUUAGCUCGUGGAACCCCGUCCACGAGCGGCGCUUUAACUACCGCUCACGGGCAGCGCGGGGCGCCGAGGGCCAAGCGGCGGCUAUCUGAUCUCGACACAUGUGUUCUGUCAGCUAACACCUCGCUCUCAGCGGGAGAAUAAUAGUGGUUUACAAUUAAACACAGCCGAGGUUUUCGAGAGCAGCUCGCUGGAACUUCUCUGUUAGUCAGUCGUUCACCCUGGAGCCUUGGAUCAUUGAUCUGUUUUCGAGAGAUAUUAAUUAUUUUCCUUUCAAUUGCGUCUUCCAUUGGGCCCCGGGGUUCCAGAGCGGACAUGCCGCCUGACAUCCUCAAUUUCAAGAAGGGAUGGAUGUCAAAACUGGAUGAAGAUGGAGAGUGGAGGAAGCACUGGUUUGUGCUGACGGAUGAUGGCCUCAGGUAUUAUCGGGACGCCAAGGCUGAGGAGAAGGAUGACCUGGAUGGAGAGAUUGACCUGACAACCUGUGUUGGGGUGUCUGAGUUUGACGUGGAGAAAAACUAUGGCUUUCAGAUACAGACGCUGGAAGCCGUGUUCACCCUGUCGGCCAUGACCUCAGGCAUCAGGAGGAACUGGGUGGAGGUGCUGAGUAAGAGCGUGCUUCCCAGCAGGGCCCCAGAUGUCCCACAAGUGUUAGAGAGCGGAAGCAGCAAAGAGAGCUGUCUGUCCUCUGAAGCUGCACCACAUCGCCCCUCCCCCCAACGUGGCCACAAUGACUCAGGAUCGGAAGCUGUAAUCUCCACUUCCACCCAACGUGAACUGGACUAUGUGGAGCUUACCCUAGUGGCAGCCGCACCCAUUGAAGCGCAGCUUGCUCAAACCCGAGAUGCUGAAGAGGAUGCCGGCAGGGAGCAUGUGAGGCGGCUCGAGGACAGGACUCGCUGGUUUGAGGCAGGGCUCUCAACGAAAGAACCUCCACUGGGCAGCAGCCCAUGGGAUGCUGUGCUGCUGAAGAAGGGGGUUGACCCUGCCUCACUGAUGGAGGCGGAGCUUGAUAGGAAGUGGGCGGAGUUUGAGAGACUGCCCUUACAGGAGACGAGAUCGUUGCGUCUGAUGGGUGUCCGAGCAGGCCAGCCAGCCAGUGAGGCACUACAGAGGGAGAUGGCAUCCCUGAGAGUACAAGUAGAACAGCUGCAACGAGGAAGUGGAGCUCAUUGUGGCCCCGAGGCCCCCUGUGGCCGCAGCCUGGAGGCGAUGGAGAAGGCCCAUAGGGAGGCGUUGGAGGAGCUUCAAAGGCAGCAUGUGAGGGAGGUCAGGGAGCUGCAGGGAGAGAGAGACCGACUACUACGUGAAGAGAGCCAGGCCACUGUACAGGCCAUGGAGGUGCUAAAGAAGGCUCUUAAGGAGGAGCUGGAGGAGGAGGUGGCAAGAGCCAAGAGGCUGUGUGGAGGGAUGACUGACCCACAGGCCUUGCAGACGCACUGUGAGACGCAGACCCUACAGAGGGAGUUGGACCGCCUGUCAGAACAGUACUCUCAGAAAUGUCUGGAGCUGAGCAGGGCCCAGAAAAGCAUUGAGGAGCGGGAACAGGAGAUCAGCAGCAGAGUGAUGGAAGUGGAGCAGCUGAAGAAGGAGAACCAGGAACUGCAGACUCGUCUGGUGGAGGAGAUCAGUCACAUGCGCUCCUUUAUCACAGGUGAAGGGUCAGAAGAUGGCCACCAUGGCAACCGUGAACGCAGUUCCUGUGAACUGGAGGUGCUGCUGCGAGUUAAGGAGAAUGAAGUGCAGUAUUUACACAAGGAGAUUGGCUGCCUGAGGGAUGAGCUGCAUUCUCUCAACAAGGAGAAGCGGCUGGCCUGCGAGCGCUUCAAGGAGCUGUCCGUGGAGCUGAGCGUGGUGAAGAGCCGCAACGAGCAGGAGAUCAAGGCCCUUCGGGAGCACCUGAAGCUCACUACAGCUGCCCUGAAGGAGGCGCAGCAGCUGAGGAACAUCCUGCCCCACUGAGAUACAGAUUGGUCCCAAUUCUUCUCCUGGUUCUCCUUGAAAAGCAGAAAGUUCAGAUGUCUGCAUGUUCCUCAUGACGGCGGCACCGCUUAUAUGGUCUCAGUGCCUUUGGUGCUGUUGGAACAGACGUACCUCAAGAUCCACUUAGGCGGCUCAAAUAUGUCAAGGACUGGUUUUGCGCACACUCGUUGCAGAAAACUGGUUUCUGCUCCAUUUUUCCACUAUGGGGGAGUUCAGUUUUUAUUUCACUAAGCUUGUGGCAAGACAUGAGUAUACUGAGAUCUGUUUAAAGUAGACUUCGAGUUGGUGUGAAAAUGUGGAAAAUGUGACUGGAUGCUUUAGCGGUGGGAGAACACCACGACCACAAAUAAGUGUGCGUAAGCGAUUCUGGUGCCUCCAGUGCUACGUCUUGUGUCAUUGUUUUGUGGUGUCUUUCCAAUUUGGAUUUCCCAGUAUUCACGUUUGAGGUAUGCAUGUCUUGUGUUUGCUAUGCAGGACUAAUAUAGUUGAUCACAAGUGGAUUCACUCAGUCCCUGUAAGAGGGUGAAUUUUGGAUUAACAUUCCAUUUGCCUUAAAGUUUAAAACACAAUUUUGUCAAUGGAAACUAACAAUUUAAGGGCUGACUUUUUGUUACGCAAGUUAUUUAAAUUAACUUUCCAAAGCUAAAUAGGUUGCAGUUAUUGUGUAUAUUGUAUGGUUAAUCUUUUCUCAUUUCAGGCUGAUGUACAGUACUGUGCAAAAGUUUUAGGCAACUGGGGGGAAAAAAGCUGUAAAGUAUGAAUGAUUCCAAAAAUUAUGCUCUUAAUUAAUAAACUUCCUACAAAGCUUAGCAACCGCCCAUCGUCAACAACCACUUUCAAUAUUUAAGUGCCUAAGACUUUUGCACAUUACUGUAAAUGCAUAAGAUGUACAAAUUUUAGUGCUCGCUUCAUUCGAUAAUGACAGUAAGUUCAGUUCAUAGAUAUUCACACAUACUGCAGUUCAAGUUUGGCCAACAAUUAGUUCAGUUUUUAAUUCAGUUAUUUAUAUUUUAUACAAAUACUUUUUUAAUGUUGGAAGUUUGAAUUCUUUGAUUUUAACCAAUAAGGGAU